AUGGAGAUUUCUGGAAAGGAGGAUCCGGACUGUGCCGAGCUUGUAGACUGCUGGCCACCCCCGCUCAGCCAUUAUCCAUGCACUUGCCGACACAGGGACACCCGACAAUUGGCUGAUUUCAUCACUGCAUCAUCCAAUAAGCGUGUCUCUGAGGUGGAGGCCCGCUGUAGGGCUCAGCAAUCUCGCGCAAACCGACUUCAUCCCCUGCUCUAUGCCGCACCAAAUCGUGACGACUCGGAGGUUCGCUUUUCAGCCAUCUUUUAUGAAAGCAACUUUCACUUGGCCCCAGAGGUCAUGGAGACUCUCUGUAAUAUUCUGAAUUGUUCAGAACGACUGUCCGCCUCCGCUACGUGUCUGGCUUUUCGCGAUGGCAGGACCCCUCUGCUCACUUCGGUUCCUUUUCGCAUUGCGAGCAAACUUUGCAAAAGGGUUAUGGCGUCUCCCUCUUCCAUUUCAACGUACCCGGUCCGACCUCUACGAGUCGACAUAGUGGCUUGCAAUAUCUACGCAUUGGAACAGUUCUUUCUGUGCUUUUUACGCUGGCUCCAACGAUUAGCUUCCGAGGUACAACCCCUGACACCACUUAUCUGUAACGCCCUCCUCGGUCGCUAUGUCCAGUUCUCCGCGGGAGCGACCGUCAUAGGUAGCGUCUCUGCCUCCGUGACUAAUAUCCUGUCCCCUGGUGAAAUUUUGGUUGAACAGAGUCUUUUGGCCCGAUACUUGGAUCAAAUCCACGCCGCACAUGGUGGCUUACGCAAGAGCAUGGUGGCUGUCAUUACUGCUUCCCUGAUGCAAGAGGCCUUUUAUCGAAGCGUCUACGCGAUUGAGUACAUUCGGGCGAGUUGGCGUUCCCACUCGAGAGCAAUGAAAUCCAAACUAUUAUCUCCUGCACUGAUCUACCACUAA
Molecule: messenger RNA, 906 nt
Organism: Dibothriocephalus latus
Lineage: Eukaryota; Metazoa; Platyhelminthes; Cestoda; Diphyllobothriidea; Diphyllobothriidae
Source: the annotation of a GenBank genome assembly